Messenger RNA from Oryza brachyantha (malo sina), 1788 nucleotides. Its product is annotated as dehydrogenase/reductase SDR family member FEY-like. The record is from RefSeq and is a predicted model, not a curated record. Bases 287 to 1492 code for a protein of 401 amino acids. NCBI's taxonomy places the organism in Eukaryota, Viridiplantae, Streptophyta, Magnoliopsida, Poales, Poaceae. The transcript has 8 exons.
AGCGAUGGUCAUUGUCAUUUGUUUCUCACCUCAAAAAAAGGAUGGAGUUGAUUUGAUACAAGAGCCAACCAAAUGCAAAAGCUCUGCAAAGAUCUUGAAAGGAAUAAUCUUUUCAAAGGGGAUCAAAUACUGUAUUAAAAAAUCGAACUUUCAAGGCAUCAUCUUUGGAAGACACAGGAGACAAAAGUGCACAGCUGUGUAGUCCAGGAGCAGCACGAGCAGUAGAUCUCCAUCUCCAGCAGUGGCAGGAGGCGGAGGAGGAGGAGCAGCAGCCGGAGAUUCUCGAAUGGCCGGUGACCUGCGCCAGCGCCGGCCGGCGGGGGCGGCGGGCGGGGACGGGGGCGUCACGAGCGCCGCCGACACGCCGUCGGGCGGCGGCGGCGAGGAGGCGGAGAGGAAGGGGAGGAAGGGGGCGCUGGGGUGGCUGGAGUGGGGGCGGGGGUGGAUGGCCAUCGUGGGGGAGUUCCUCUUCCAGCGGAUCGCCGCCAGCAACCUCGCCAACCCGCUCGAGCUGCCGCCGCUGGAGGGCGUCACCUUCGUCGUCACCGGCGCCACCAGCGGCAUCGGCCUCGAGAUCGCCAGGCAACUCGCACUGGCAGGAGGUCAUGUUGUGAUGGCUGUUAGGAGAACCAAAUUGGCGCAUGAGCUCAUUCAGAAAUGGCAAAGUGAAAAUUCAGAACUUGGAAGGCCCAUUAAUGCUGAGGUGAUGGAGCUUGAUCUGCUCUCUCUCGAAUCGGUUGUAAAAUUUGCCGAUGCCUGGAAUGCUCGUAUGGCACCCCUACAUGUAUUGAUCAACAACGCUGGCAUUUUCUCUAUAGGAGAGCCUCAGCGUUUUUCAAAGGAUGGAUAUGAAGAACAUAUGCAAGUGAACCAUCUUGCACCGGCAUUAUUAGCAGUGUUGCUUCUACCUUCCCUUCUCCGUGGUUCUCCUAGCAGAGUUGUAAACGUUAGUUCAGUGAUGCACACAGUAGGUUUUGUUGAUGCUGAAGAUAUGAACAUGACAUCUGGAAAACGGAAAUUUACAAGUAUGCUGGGAUACUCAAAUAGCAAGUUAGCACAGAUAAAGUUUAGCAGCAUGCUUCAUAGGAGGAUUCCUGCAGAGGCUGGCAUUAAUGUUAUUUGUGCCUCUCCUGGGAUUGUUCACACGAAUGUUGCAAGGGAUCUCCCCAAGCUUGUUGUAGCUGCAUACCAUUUGAUUCCAUACUUCAUAUUCGAUGCUCAAGAAGGUUCAAGAAGUACACUGUUUGCAGCUACUGACCCCCAAGUUCCAGAUUACUGUGAAAUGCUGAAGUCUGAAGAUUGGCCUGUUUGUGCUUGCAUCUCAUACGACUGUAAUCCAAUGAAUGCAUCUGAAGAAUCACACAACCUUGAGACGUCACAGCAAGUUUGGGAGAAGACGCUGGAGAUGAUUGGCCUCCCAUCAGAUGCUGUGGAUCGGUUCAUCGAAGGGGAAUCGGUUCAGUGCCGUUAUGGACAACAGAAGGCAGAGUAGGCUAUUUCAUAGGCAAAACACGUUAUAAGCUCGAUCGAUUUCAUGGUGAUUUUAGUUUGCUAGUGGAUUUGUUCCAGUAAUUUGUAAUGGUACAUUUGUCAUACCAUUUUUGUUCUGUGGUUGGUAAAUCUUACUGCACCAGGAUAGAAGCAUGGCAAAACCAAGUUUAUUACAAGAAUGUAUCUUUGCCCUUGUUAAAUGGCAAAAUAUUUGUAGAGUUUAGAGCUGUAAAAGCAUUUCCCUCAUUAUCUGGGGUCAUCACCUUACUGCUAGGGGAAUUAAAUGAAACAUUUUCA